UGCAUUUCGUUAGUGUUGGUUCUGUGGGGAGGGGAGAGGGAAUUGGGAAGUAAAAGCUGGCGUUGCUUGUCAUCCUGCAGUGAGCUGCUCUGACACUACACCAGCUCCCUGUUCAUCUCAUCCCGGGAGCACUGACUGUCAGCUAUGGACAUAAGGCAGGACUCCAGCUCCUUACGCAUUGACCUGCUCCUUAUUGUCCACUCACAGGACAAACAGACUGGAGGGGACAAGAGUGAGGAACCAGUGCCACCAAGACAAGCAGUGAAACCCGCUCCAAGGAAGCCGCAUACCAGCGGACAGAUUAUUAGCAGCUAUGAGAGUCAAGAAAGCCAUGUCCGGCUGGAAAUUCACCCGAAAACCAGCAAGCCUCAGCUCUUAAACAGACCAACUGUCACAGGUGCUCCGCUUUCUACUAACAAUGGAAACAGUUGGGAUCCAACUCCACAGCCCAGCGCUAAAGAUUUUUAUGCCUACCCUUGGGAUAAAUCAAACUUGAAAUCAUUGGCAAUGAAUCUGAAGAAUUUUGAGAAACUGGAUGCCUAUUCUGUGAAGGUGGGGAAACCAAGUACAGUAGAACAGCUGGUAAGCUCCUUGUUAAAGAUGGCACGCACAGACUUGGAGAAGGUCCGGGCAAUCUGGACAUGGAUCUGUCACCACAUAGAAUAUGAUUUAGAUGGCAUGGAGGACAAGUCCAAGAGGUCCGGGGAUCCUAAUCAAACGCUGCUCACUGGGAAGGGAGCCUGUGAAGGAUAUGCUGGUUUGUUUGAGAACAUGUGCAGUCGUGCAGGUAUUCAGUGUCUGAAAAUUGGAGGCUACUCUAAAGGCUUCUGUUAUAAAACUGGGCACACGUUCUCUGAAGAGCCAAACCAUGCCUGGAAUGCUGUCUAUCUCAACAAGAGGUGGCAUCUAGUGGAUACCACGUGGGGAGCUGGAUUUGCCAACAGCAGUACUAACUCCUUCAAAUUUCGGUACAAUGAAUUCUAUUUCUUAACACACCCGGCCCUGUUCAUAGCGGAACAUUUCCCAGAUAACCAGAACUGGCAGCUCCUCCAAGUGCCCCUGUCGAUGAAACAAUUUGAAGGGAACUUGUGUCGUAACAGUAACUUCUAUAAUGCAGGGCUGACCACCUCCUAUCCAGAGACACUUAUGGUUGAAACAGUAAAUGGAAAGGCCACCUUUUCUAUUGAAGGUCAUUCUCCAGCCCUGUUUUCCUUCACGCUCAAUAAAACAGAGAAGCCUGGCAUUAUGACUCUAACAAAGAACGGGAUGCAGCUAGAUGUGUAUCCUACAGUCACUGGCCGACACAAGCUUGAGUUGUACACAAAGCCUUUCAACCCUGGGAAGGAAAGUUAUGACAAAGUUGUUGAGUAUAUCCUACACUGUGGAUCAGUGGACACUGGGUUCAGGAUUCCCAAAGAGUUAGAACCUAUAGUUGGCCCAAGCUGGCUAACAGAGAUAAAAGGGUUUCUUCAGAACCUUUGUUCCAAUCCUAUAAUCAGCACACAGGAUGGAUGCUGCAGUGUUGGAUUCACACUAGUGAAGAAAGCCACAGUCUUAGCAACAUUACAUUCAGAUAAUAUCAAACCUGGAGAUGAAAAUAGGUAUGUGCUGCAGACCUUACGUGGAAACAGAGUUGAAUUCAAGGUCCACCUCCCACAGAAAGGGUUCUAUGCCUUAAAAAUACACAGCUCAUGUGGCCCUUUGACAUUUGAAUGUUUCUGCAAUUACCUAGUUGUAUGUACAAAUCCAGAGGUGGCUUGGCCACCUUUCCCAAGACAGUUGCAGAACCCUGUAGGCCCAACUGCAUUAAUGGAGAAGAGAGGCCUUCUCCAGCCUUCACAGAGGGAUCCUAUUAUUUACACUUCAAGUUCCCACUGCUCUCUCUCCUUCACGUUAAAGGAAGAUAUCAAGAUUCUAACCUCACUGCUCUUUGAUGAAACCCCCCUGACUGAUCAUGGAGGAAAGAGGUUGGUAAUACAAGCUCAAAAAGGCAAUCAUGUUGAGAUACAGAUACAUCUGCCCCAGGCCGGGGCUUAUAUUCUACAGAUUUUUGCUAACAGCAAGACAUCUCCAACUAGUUUUGAGUAUGUGUGCAAUUACCUAAUUUGUUGUUCAAAUAAAGAGGCUGAAAGUCCAGAGGGCCUUGUUACAGCACAAAGCACAUUGAACUCUGCAAACACUGUGGACAAGAAUGGCUUCAUGAGGCCUUCACAGCAAGGUCAGGUCAUUGAAAGUCCAGAUGGGCGCUGUUCUUUAAGUUUCUCUCUUGACAGAGAAGAGAGCUGUUUGGCUACAUUACACUGCGAUGAUAGCAAAUGGAAUAAGCAAAUGGAGAGGAGAUACAUAAUGUACACUCAGAAGCACCGUCACGUCGAGUUUUACAUACAGCUUCCUAAAUCUGGAUCUUAUGAGCUUAGAAUUUAUGUGGACAACAGAUCCCAGCCUGGAAGCUAUGAGUUUGUGAGCGGAUACCUUAUCACUUGUAAUAACCCUGAUGUCGCUUGGCCUCCAUUUCCAAACAAACUUCAAAAUCCAGUUGGUCCAACUGCUCUUUCUGAGAAAAAAGGUCUAUUGCAGCCUUCACAUACCAAUCCCAUCAUCGAUUCUACUGAAGGACGUUGUUCCUUCAGCUUCACACUUAAGAAAGAAAUGGGCAUUUUUGCGAGACUUCAGUCAGACGAUGUGAAUUUAACAGAGGAGGCAGAGAGAAGACACGUGUUGCAGGUUCAGAGACAGAACAAAGUAGAAUUUCAAGUACAACUGCCGCAAUGUGGCAUGUAUGUACUGAAGAUUUACACAGAGUCGGAGCAGGGCAGCUACAAAUUUGCAUGUAAUUAUCUGAUAAACUGCACUAACACAAAAGUAACUUGGCCUCUGCUCCCGGUGGAACUUAGUAAUCCCGUUGGACCUAGCAGCUUUUCUGAGAAGAAAGGCCUAGUUCGUCCUUCCGUUCUUGAGCCAGUAAUUUACACUGAUGAUGGAUGCUGUUCGGUUAGUUUUGGUCUGAAUGACAGUAUUGAUGUUGUUGCCACACUCCAUGCCGAUGACAUCACAUCAGAGGAAGUUAGAAGACGGCAUGUUUUCCAAGUAAUAAAAGACGGCUAUGUGGAAUUCCUCACGCGCCUGCCAAAAGCUGGUACCUAUGUGCUUAAAAUCUGCACCAAGACAAAGUCAGACCCGGGAAAUAUGUACGAUUACACCUGCAAUUAUCUCUUGUGCUGCUCCAAUCCCAAUGUCAGGUGGCCAUUCUUCCCAAUGAGAUACAACGCUUGGGAUUGUACUUAUGAACUCUUAGAGCCACUGAAUGGAAUUCUGCCAGCCAAUAGCCCAGUGCAAUUCAAAAUCAAGGCCAGAGGACUAGCAGCCGUGCUGGUCAAAGGUUUAAACCUCUGUCCUUUGACUCUAAAUUCAGAUGGAUGCUGGGAGGGGACUUGCAAUACGCAAGGAUGCCAAGACAUUCACGUCAUGUUGACAAAUAAUCUGAACAAGAACUACGCAUUGGUACUUAGUUACAAGGUGAAUAAUACAGAUUCUCAGGGAAGUUAGAACUGUAACUCGGACUCUCUUUAUAGGCGCAUCUGCUCUCACAUGCUAGAAAUAAUAAUUAUGAGAGCUCUUUCACUGCCACUUUGUAUAUAUAGUUUUAUAUAUCCUGACAUUGUAAUUCUCUCUUUAAAGAGGGUAAUAAAAUAUACCAGGCAUGA
Molecule: messenger RNA, 3704 nt
Organism: Xenopus laevis (African clawed frog)
Lineage: Eukaryota; Metazoa; Chordata; Amphibia; Anura; Pipidae
Gene: ky.L
Product: kyphoscoliosis peptidase L homeolog
Exons: 10
Coding region: 145-3546 (1133 amino acids)
Source: RefSeq, a predicted model, not a curated record